CUUCCGUCCAUUCCGUUCCAGUCCACCUCCAUUCCCACGGAGAGGCAGCCAGGCAGCACCAGCAGCUCGCUCGCUCGCUCGCGAGCUGGUCCACAGCGCCCCGGAUUAGACCGUCGCGGCGGACGACGAGGAAGCAGACUCGUCCUCGUCCCCGUCCUUCCCCGCCUCCCACCCACCCCGGCGGUCGACGACCACCGCUCCCACGCUUCUCGGCCGCGGGCCCUAAACCCUCCCGAUCCAUGGAGGCCGCCGCGCCCGAUGGGGCCGCGCAGGCGUCCCCGCCCCCCGCGGAGGCCGACCGCCCGCCCGAGCCUCGCCCCCCGCCGCUGCCAGCCGCGGGGACGCACGAUCCGCACUUCCUGAGCUCGAUCAUAGGGGACGCGGCGCCCCCGCCCCCGCCGCCGCCGCUCGGGCAGAAGCGGAAGCGGGGGAGGCCGCCCAAGAGGAAGGACGGCGCGGCCGUGGCCGCGGGGCCGGUGGUGCCGGCGCCGGCGCCGGCGCUCGCCCGGGCCGCCCGGAGAAGGCAGGACGAGGAGGAGGUCGUCUGCUUCAUCUGCUUCGACGGGGGAAACCUCGUCGUCUGCGAUAGGAGGGGUUGCCCCAAGGUCUACCAUCCGGCGUGCAUCAAGCGUGACGAGGCAUUCUUCCAGUCCCGGAGCAAGUGGAACUGCGGCUGGCACAUAUGCAGCAGCUGCGAAAAGGCAGUGCACUACAUGUGCUACACUUGUACAUACUCCCUCUGCAAAGUGUGCAUCAAGCAAGGUAAAUUCUUCAGUGUCAGGGGGACAAAGGGCUUCUGCGACACAUGUUAUGGGACUAUACUUUUGAUAGAAUGCAAAGAUGAAAGCGCAACAAAGGUUGAUUUUGAUGACAUACUCAGCUGGGAGUACCUGUUCAAGCUAUAUUGGCUAGAUCUGAAAGGGAAGCUUUCAUUAACAUUGGAAGAACUCACUACUGCCAAGAAUAGAUGGAAUGUUCCUAGCACUUCUGCUAGGAAAGAAAAAGAGGAGUCGUCUGAUGACCUGUAUGAUGCUAAUAAUGAUGAUGAUGCUGGUUCUGACUGCUCCUCAGGAAAACGAAGGCGAACUAAUUCAAGGAAAAAGGGUCAAAAACGCCGAAAGGUAAAUAGAGAUUGUAGCAUUCUUGAAAAAAAGGUCGAGCUUCCACUUAGAAAUACUGAGAGCAUUCCGGUGGAAGUGCCAAAUGAACGGGUGCCAUAUCCGGUACACACAAAAGUACCAAAUGGACGAGUACCCAUGCCAGUAGACACAAAAGUACCAAAUGAACCAGUGUCCUUGGCAGCAAACACAAAAUGGGCAUCACCAGAGCUAUUGGAGUUUAUAGGACACAUGAGAAAUGGCGAUCAAUCUUUCAUUUCUCAAUUUGAUGUUCAGACUCUUCUGCUUGAUUAUAUCAAGAAGAAUAACCUUCGUGAUCCUCAAAGGAAAAGCCAGAUUAUUUGUGACUCGAGACUUCACUUCUUGUUCAGGAAAGCACGAGUUGCUCACUUUGAGAUGUUAAAGCUUUUGGAAAUGCAUUUUCUUACGAAUGAGACUUCAACAGUAACUAAUAGUAGCCAAGUGACUAUCAAUCUCAAUUCAGCUCAUGUAGAUACCAAUGGACACAAUGACACGGCUGCAAAAGUUUCCCCUGAUAAGAGGAGGAGGAUCUAUAGAAAGAUGGAAAGAGAUACACAAGUUAAUCUUGAGGAUUAUGCAGCAAUUGACAUGCAUAACAUAAAUUUGAUUUACAUGAGGCGCAGCCUAAUGGAGGAUUUAGUUGAUGAUGUCAAAUUCUCAGAUAAAAUUCACGGUGGUUUUGUGAGGAUAAAAAUUUCUGAUGUUUGUCAAAAACAAGACAUAUACCGUCUCGUAAAAGUUAUUGGAACACAUAAGGUUCCAGAAAAGUAUAGUAUUGGAAAGAAGAUGACAAAUGUUGCACUUGAGAUAUUGAAUUUAAACAAAAAGGAGAUUAUUACAAUGGAUACAAUAUCUAAUCAUGAUUUUACAGAGGAGGAGUGCAAACGUUUAAGGCAGAGCAUGAAGUGUGAUUUAAUUAGCAGACUAAAAGUGGGUGAUAUCCUAGAGAAAGCCAAGAUAUUGCAAUAUGUAAGAGUGAAUGAUUGGUUUGAAAAUGAAAAGCAGAGGCUUGGGCAUCUUCGUGACCGUGCAAGUGAAACUGGGCGCAGAAAGGAACUUAGAGAAUAUGUAGAAAAGCUGCAGCUUCUCAACGAUUCUGAGGAAAGAACUCGCAGGAUUAUUGAAAUUCUGGAAUUGCAUGUUGACUCACAUAUGGAUCCUAAUUAUGAGUCUGCUGAAGAAACAGAUGAGAAAGGAACUGUUGGAAAGUCGGUAAAUCAGACAAGACCAGAUACAACCAUAUCACGAAGGAUAUCGAGAUAUCUUAGCACUGUGCAAAACCAUCCUAAAAAAGUUUCUGAUUCUAGCCACCUUCCAAAAAGCUUGUCCACAGAAAGUGCAAUAUGUGGAUCAGGAGCAAGAAGUUUGGAGAACAGCACAGCAAACAGAACUAUGUAUGGAGCUGGACCACUUUCAUCUUCUGUAGUAACAAUGACAAACGACACAGAGCCAGAGAAAGUCUGGCACUACAAGGAUCCUUCUGGGAAUGUUCAGGGUCCAUUUACUCUUUUGCAACUUUCAAAUUGGACAAGUUACUUCCCACGUGAUCUGAGAGUAUGGCUUACAUUUGAGAGUGAAGAGAGAUCAUUGCUGUUGACUGAAGUGCUUUCAAAACAGCAGAAAGAUUUUACUCAGGCUGCAUCACAUACAAGUAGCAAGGCAACACUGGUUGGCACUGGACAUACAAGGAACAACCCUAGUGUGGAUCAGACCAAUGCUUUCUCCCCUGUUGGUCAUAGCGUGGUUAGUUCUUCUGGAAUACCUGUUCAGUAUAAUAAGUAUUCUGUUCCAGAAAGGGAAAGUGUGUACUCUCCAGAUGAUAGCUUGUCGCUGUCAACUAGUUCGGUUCCACCAAAGGAUGCUUAUACUGUGAAUAGCCAAGCACACUGCCAGAAUAAGCAUUCUGUUUUCAUUCAAUCUCCUGGGAGUUCAUAUGGGCACACAGACUUGAACCAUGAUGGAAUACAGGGAGGAUGCUCUGGUGAAUCAAACCACCAUCACAGCAGUAGAGCCCUAUGGAGUCCUACAGUGGCACAUGUGAGUUGUGGACGUGGUAACGUGGAAUCUCAUCAGAAUCAGCAUGUUUCCUGGUCAGAAAGUCAACAUGAAUCUAAAAAUGGUUCACAAGGAGGAUUUGUUAAAGAUCUGAAUUCAAGGCAGGAUCUAUCGAAAAACCUACCUGCUCAACGUAUUGGGAAAGAUGUUUCCAGUCCUUUGUUUGCUUGGAGUCCGGCCGAGUCGAGGACAGCUUCAAGUCAACAGGAAGGGUCUUGCUUAAGUUCAACAACUAACCCAAGCUUUCUCGAUGAACUUCAUUCUUCUAUUGCUUCUGCAAAGCCUAAGAGCUGCGCUCCAGCAACCCCCAUUGAAGACAGAGGUUCUAGUUCACCAUCAGAUAUGCUAAGUCAUGAAGAAAGAGUUCCAAUCUGCAGUCCACAAUCAGCCCCUUUAGCAUCUGCUUCUGAUAUGUGCAAGAUGGAGGAGAUCAUGAAUCAGCAAAGAACACUUGUGGUGGAUACAUCGAAUGCUUCAGUUAACCAGUCUCCUGAAUCAAGGGCUUUUCCUGUAUCCUCUCCUGAUAACCAAGAUAUUGACCGCGAGUUUCCUAGUCCAGUUCCAAGAUCUGAGAAUAAGGACAUUGCUGUGGACAGCUCAGAAUUAGCACCAGCGUCACCUGAAAAUAUUACUACGAAUUUGCCUGUUUCAGAUACAUGCAAGAUGGAGGAGGUAGUGAGUCAACAACAAGUAAUUGGGGCUGUUGUAUCGAAUUCUUCAGAUAACCAUUCUCCUCAAUCUAAAGUUUCCCCUGUAUCUUCUAAUAAUGAAGAUACGAAACAUAAAUACCCCAGUUCAACCCCAAGGCCCGAGAAUAAGAAUCCUGCGGUGGAUAGUUUACUUUCAACGUCAGCUGCUCCUGAAAAUCUAACGACAACUUCAACCCAUGAUUCUGAUACAUGCAAAAUGGAGGUAGUGAAUCAGCCAAAAACAUUUGAAGCGGAUGCAUCAAAUGCUCCACUUCAUCAACUUCCUCAUUCUCACAGUUUCCUGGUACCUUCUGACAAUCAAGAUAUUGAGUGUGAAUGUCCAGGUCCAACUCCAAGAUCUGACAGUGAGGAAGCUCUUAUGAACAACUCAGCGACAACUGCAUCAGCCUCUGAUACAAGCAAAAUGGAGGAGUUUGUGAAUCAGCAAAAAACCCUUGAAGCAGAUUCAUCAAAUGCUCCACUUAAUCAAUCUCCUCAUUCUCACAUUUUCUCAGUACCUUCUGACAAGCAAGAUAUUGAGCGUGAAUGUCCAGGCCCAACUCAAAGAUCUGACACUAAGGAACCUCUUAUGAACAACUCCGUGUUAACAUCAGGACCAUCUGAAAUUCAGACGACAGCCUCUGCAGCCUCUGAUACAUGCAAAAUGGAGGAGUCAGUGGAUCAGCCAAAAGCGCUUGAAGCAGAUGCAUCAAAUGCUCCACUUAAUCAUCAUCCUCAUUCUCACAUUUUCCGUGUAUCUUCUGAUAAUCAAGACAAUCAGUGUGAACAUCCUAGCCCAAAUCCAAAAUCUGACAGUAAGGAACCUCUUGUGGACAACUCAGUAUUAACAUCAGUGGUGCCUGGAAUGCUAGCGACAACUUCUGCCUCUGAUAAAUGCAAAAUGGAGGAGUUUGCGAAUCAGCAAAAAGCACUUGAAGUGGAUGCAUCGAAUGCUUCAUUUAAUCAGCCUCACAUUUUCGCUGUAUCUUCCGAUAAUCAAGAUAUGGAGCGUGAACGUCCUAGCCCAACUCCAAGGUCUGAAUGCAAGGAAUCACUUACGGAGAACUCAGUAUUAACAUCCUUGGCGCCUGAAAUUCUAGCAAGAUCUUCUGCCUCUGCUUCUGAUAAAUGCAAAACGGAGGAGUUUGUGAAUCAGCAAAAACCAAUUGAAGCGGAUGCAUCAAAUGCUUCACUUAAUCAGCCUCAUGUUUUUGCUGUACCUUCCGAUAAUCAAGAUAUAGAGCGUGAGUGUCCUAGUCCAACUCCAAGGUCUGAAUGCAAGGAAUCUUUUAUGGAGAACUCAGUAUUAACAUCAGCGGUGCCUGAAAUUGCAAGAUCUUCUGUAUCCGCUUCUGAUACAUGCAAAAUGGAGUUUGUGAAUCAGCAAAGACCAAUUGAAGCAGAUGCAUCGAAUGCUUCACUUAACCAGCCUCGCAUUUUCGCUAUAUCUUCUGAUAAUAAAGAUAUAGAGCGUGAAUGUCCUAACCCAACUCCAAGGUCUGAAUGCAAGGAAUCUAUUAUGGAGAACUCAGUAUUAACAUCAGCGGCGCCUGAAAUUCUUGCAAUAUCUUCUGCAUCCGCUUCUGAUACAUGCAAAAUGGAGUUUGUGAAUCAGCAAAGACCAAUUGAAGCAGAUGCAUCGAAUGCUUCACUUAACCAGCCUCACAUUUUCGCUAUAUCUUCUGAUAAUAAAGAUAUAGAGCGCGAAUGUCCUAGCCCAACUCCAAGGUCUGAAUGCAAGGAAUCUCUUAUGGAGAACUCAGUAUUAACACCAGCGACGCCUGAAAUUCUUGCAAGAUCUUCUGCAUCCGCUUCUGAUACAUGCAAAAUGGAGGAGUUUGUGAAGCAGCAAAGACCAAAUGAAGCGGACGCAUCGAAUGCUUCACUUAACCAGCCUCACAUUUUCACUGUAUCUUCUGAUAAUAAAGAUAUAGAGCGUGAAUGUCCUAGCCCAACUCCAAGGUCUGAAUGCAAGGAAUCCCUUAUGGAGAACUCAGUAUUAACAUCAGCGGCACCUGAAAGAUCUUCUGCAUCCGCUUCUGAUACAUGCAAAAUGGAGUUUGUGAAUCAGCAAAGACCAAUUGAAGCAGAUGCACCAAAUGCUUCACUUAAUCAGUGUCGCACUUUCGCUGUAUCUUCUGAUACUAAAGAUAUAGAGCGUGAAUGUCCUAGCCCAACUCCAAGGUCUGAAUGCAAGGAAUCCCUUAUGGAGAAUUCAGUAUUAACAUCAGCGGCGCCUGAAAUUCUUGCAAGAUCUUCUGCAUCUGCUUCUGAUACAUGCAAAAUGGAGGAGUUUGUGAAUCAGCAAAGACUAAUUGAAGCGGAUGCAUCAAAUGCUUCACUUAAUCAGCCUCACAUUUUCGCUGUAUCUUCUGAUAAUAAAGAUAUAGAGCGUGAAUGUCCUAGCCCAACUCCAAGGUCUGAAUGCAAGGAAUCUCUUAUGGAGAACUCAGUAUUAACAUCAGCGGCGCCUGAAAUUCUUGUAAGAUCUUCUGCAUCCGCUUCUGAUACAUGCAAAAUGGAGGAGUUUGUGAAUCAGCAAAGACCAAUUGAAGUGGAUGCAUCGAAUGCUUCACUUAAUCAGCCUCCUCGUUGUCACAUUUUCACUGCUUCUUCCAAUAAUCAAGAUAUUGAGCGUGAAUGUCCUAGCUCAACUCCAAGGUCUGACAGUAAGGAACCUUUUGUGGACAACUUAGUGUUAACAUCAGCAGUGCCUGGAAAUCUACUGACAAGUUCUGCAGUUGCCUCUGAUACAUGCAAGAUGGAGAUCUUGAAUAAGAAAAUAACACUUGAAGCAGAUGCAUCAAAUGCUCCACUUAAUCAGCCUCCUCUCUCUAGCGUUUUCGCUUCAUCUUCUGGUGAUGACCAAGAUAAUGUGUGUGGACGUCCUAGUCCAAAUCCAAGACCUGAGGGUGAGCAGCCUCUCAUGGGUAACUCAGGGUUAAUAUCAACAGUGCCUCGAAAUCUAACUUCUACUUCUGCAUCUGCUUCCGACAUAUGCAAAAUGGAGAUCUUGAAUGAGAAAAGAACACUUGAAGCAAACCCAUCAAAUGGUUUGAUUACUCAAUCUCCUCAACCCAAGGUUUUCCUUGUACCAUCUCCUGAUAUCCUAGAGUGUGAAUUUUCUAGUGAAACACCUAGGCAUGAGUUUAAGGAACCUGUUGCGGACAGCUCUGGGUUAACUUCAGCAGCACAUGAAAAUUUAGGGACUAAGCCACAUGUCCACUCACCAGAUGCCUUUGUACCACCAAAGUCUGGUGCUCUAACUGGGGAAUUAGGUGACACGAAAUCAGAUUUUAAAGGUGAAGAAACUAUUCAAAAAGAGCAAUAUUUUGGAAGUGAAUCUAUUGCCGCUACAAGAGAGAAUUUGUUAAUUGAUCCUUCCUCUGGUGUUGAGUCGAUAGAUGUGUCAGAUGUACUGGAUUCUUUAAUGGAAGAAAGGAGUGGAACUUCGUACAUGCCAGGAUCAAUAGAGGACUUCCUAGCCGAAGAAGAACCACAAUACUCUAGCCCUAUCGCAUUAUCUCCUUGGGGUGAACCUAGUUACUACCAAGGUGAUGCUGUUGAUUCUGCGCUAUGGGGUACUCAAGAUUUGAUCAAUGAUAUGUGGUCAUUGCUUUCACCAAGACCUAUGCUCCAACCUUCAUCUGGUAUUGGAACUGAGGGGAAGGAAACUUUUGAUAUCAACGAGGUGGCUGUGACCCAUGUUAGUAGUGAUUAUUUUCAAAAAGGAUCAAUGUUUGGGGAGGAAAAUGUGAACCAGGCAAACUUGAGUGCUGCUGCAGACUGGAUGCUGCCUGAGCAGGUCCCAUCAAUACCAAAUGGUAUGUCAACAUCGUCAGUAGAUGAGAGCACCAUAGUUUUAGGUUCUCAGCCAUCAACCAAUCAGAGCUUAGACUGGGGUGGUACUACAUGGAGUAUUGGCCAGAAUGCCAGCGUGUAUAGCAAUGAAAAAGCAGAGCCCUCGAGUAAAAGCUAUUGGGAAGAACCAAGGAAGCAGGAAACCGCCAAAUCCAGUGUUUCUAUUUCAGGACAGGCCAUUGGAAACAACAAGGGCUUGGACCCUCGUGAUAAUGCUGCUAAUCGGGGCAGCCGGCUGAGUCAUCAUCACCGUGGCAGGUACUCCCAAAUCAGUGAAUCUUGGCUACUUAGUUCAAGUCACUCUAGGAGUAGGUCUGAUAGAUUUGGCAGCGGUGGGUCAUCAAGAUCAACUUCAAAGGGGCAAUCUAGGGGCUAAUGUAAAUUGUCAAGUGCAGGAGAGAAAUGAUGCAUCUUGUAGCUAACCUGCAUCCUUGAUCUCUGCAGCAGGAAUAGUUUUCUUUUUAAAAUUCUUUGUCAUAUCUUUGCAGUUUGUAUAGGCUAAUUACAGUUUAGUCCACUCAGACUGUAGCAAGGAGCAUAUAUGUUUAGCAUAGAGGUAUUUGACUGCCCAUUGCCCAAGGAGUAGAUUCAGCUCUUGGGCAUGGUCUGUAUCAUCCUGACAUUCUGUUGGAUGGAGCUCCAAUUGUACCACCGGCAUCUCUGUUGACACCGAAACGCCUGAUGCGUUGGAAACAAUUAUAUCUGAUUGAUUGGUUUAACUUCGUGGAA
Zea mays is the source of this 8473-nucleotide messenger RNA. RefSeq lists its product as uncharacterized. The transcript has 12 exons. Bases 240 to 8120 code for a protein of 2626 amino acids. The record is from RefSeq and is a predicted model, not a curated record. Lineage: Eukaryota; Viridiplantae; Streptophyta; Magnoliopsida; Poales; Poaceae. Gene Ontology annotation, molecular function: protein binding; DNA binding.